Symbiodinium necroappetens is the source of this 438-nucleotide messenger RNA. The record is from the annotation of a GenBank genome assembly. Lineage: Eukaryota; Dinophyceae; Suessiales; Symbiodiniaceae.
AUGAUGUCCAGGAUUGAGAGCGAUUACUUCCGCAAGACGUUGACCACAUACUAUCCGUUAGAUUGGGACUUGGUGCUGCGUUCAGAAUGGCGUGGUCAGUUGCACUGGCCGGGCAUUGUGUUCCCGCGCGAUGUGUUUGAUCCUCGGCAUUGCUGCGACUACAAACAUAUCAAGGACAAUCUGGCACGGCUGAAAGAGUUUGACAAGAACGGUACGCACGUGGACGGCAAAGUGUGCAACUUGAAGGGCGUUUGCUCAAAGGGCCGAAACGGGACACAUGAGGGUCUCAAUUCUUACUGGUAUGACCCUGGCAGCAUGCAGUUUGCUUCCGAAACGUCAUUCCUCCUUGACAUGCUGCGAGGUGGCUUCGAGAUGCAUGGUGUUUAUUCUUUGGGUCUCAGACCAGUCGAAUUUGCGGCAAGCGGUGUGCCAAAGUGA